AUGAUAGAUGAACCGCUUGGUGAGCCUUCUAGCCAUUCUACAUCCUCUUUGGCGACUUUGGAUUUGAUAGAUGACAAUGAAAAUUCAGUGGUCUUCCAAUCGGGAGAAAUUGAUGAAGAAAGCUUAGGUAGCGAGGAAACGUCAUCAGAAAUUCAUAAUGUACCAUCCACACCCGACCCGAAACAACCGGGCAGUAGUGACCGUGGCACUCGUGGCAGUGAACAAAGUUUAAAUGAAGUGUCUGCUGAUCCUGCCUUAUGGAAUGUUGCCUGCAUGGAGGCGAAAAUCCGUCAAAUACUUGUUGAAAGGGGACCAUAUCAAAUUAAAGAAAUCGAAUUUCCUCUUAAUAAAGACAAGAUUUUCACCCUCGCUUUAUUUGAAAUUAGUGACUGGCGCAAAAAAGGCUAUUCUGAUUGGAAAAAUAUCACAAGAGCACUUACAAUGCAUGAAAGAUCUGCAAAGCAUAGAAAUGCUUUCAAAGCAUGGAAAGAACUAGACAUUCGUUUAAAGCAGAAAAAAACUAUUGACGCUGAAUACCAACGAAUUUUGGAUCUGGAAACUCAGCACUGGAGAGGGGUUCUUAAAAGAAUUAUGGCAAUAUUGGUAGAACUUCUUGCUGAGUUUGAUCCAGUUAUGGAAGAACAUCUCCGAAGAGUUCAACGCGAGUCUGAUAAAUGGUCUGUGACUUAUCUCAGCAAUAAUAUACAGGAUGAGUUGAUAAACUUGAUGGGAAAUAAAAUUUUAAAAGAAAUUGUGGAAAUCGCAAAAAAUGCAAAAUAUUUUUCUAUAAUUGCUGAUUGUACCCCAGACGUAAGUCAUAUUGAACAGCUCUCACUAACAGUAAGGGUAGUCGCUUUUAACUCUAAUGAUAAUAAAUAUAGAAUUGAAGAAUUCUUUAUUGGAUUAUUCUUUAUUGGAUUUUUUGAAGCUAGUGAUUCAACAGGAGAAGGACUGGCACAGCUAAUUCUGACACAAUUGGAGAAGUGGUCAAGCAGAAUAGAUGCUUUAAAGCCUCUACGAUAUCAGCUUUGCGAAAUCUAUGACGCAUUAAUUGAAAUUAUAGAAGACGCGAACAGAGAUGCAGAAACUAAAGUUAAAGCGCAAGGGUUAAAUUUGUCAGAUUGCGUAAGGAUGCUAUCAGAAGCCAUACAAAAACUGAAAACGUAUAGGCAGUUUGGAUAUGAACAGAUGAAAAUUGCUGCUAACGAUAUCGCAGGGGAUCUUGAAUGCACCAUAGAGUUUCCGAUUGAAACUGAAGUUAGAGCUAGAAGGAAGAAACGUCAAUUUGAUUACGAAGCAGUCGAUGAACCCUUAACAGAGGAGAAAAAAUUUAAAGUAAACUUUUUUAAUUAUACUCUUGACAUUACUCUUAAUUCUCUGACUGAACGAUUCUCGCUUUUGGAAACCCAUAGAAAUAACUUUCAGUUUUUAUAUGAUAUUCUGAAACUUAGAAAUAUAGAUGACAAAGUGUUAGAAAACUAUUGUACGAAUCUCCAGUCAACACUUUCUGUCAAUAAUGAUUCAGACUUAAGUGCAGCUGAUCUUCAAGAAGAAUUACAUGAUGUAUCUCGAAUACUACCAUCAGAAAUUCAUUAUGCCAAAUAA
Messenger RNA from Ceutorhynchus assimilis (cabbage seed weevil), 1605 nucleotides. The record is from the annotation of a GenBank genome assembly. Lineage: Eukaryota; Metazoa; Arthropoda; Insecta; Coleoptera; Curculionidae.